AUGGACCUAGCUGCAUGUGAGGUCUCACAGCAUAAAAUUCUCAAAAUAAUCAAGGUUGUACUUGAAAUGGCUGAUGUUCAAGCUGAGGGAAGCUUUUAUUGCCAUUCAGUUCCUAGGAUUAUCAAGGAAGGCUAUGUUGAAUUAGGAAUGAAGGUGGUGCAUGAUAUUCAAGGAGCUGAUAGUUGGACAGGAAGUGGUGAUGAAACUACCCACAAACACAUUGAUUAUCUGUCAGAACACACAUAUAUUCAUACUGGAGAUCAACAUACACUUCUAACCUUGGCAUGCAUAUCACCACAGGAAAAGACGCUGUUGGUUGAAACCUUGCUCUCAAAGCUUAAAGGUUGGAGUACAGAUCAUGUAGAAAAUCAGAAGAAGUUCUUUUGUUUGCUCAAGGAGUGGAAGGACCAGGCAGAGUGGCAGCAAAGGGGUGCUGCAUAUAUUCAAGCAUAUUCUGAAGGUGAUUAUCUGAGCUCAGGCAACAAUUAUACUUCAGCCAAUAUUCAGGAAACUGCUGUAGCAAAUGCUGGAGGUCCUGAUGCUUGGAAUGCAUUAGAAGAGAGCCAGUGUGUUGAUCUUAUUAGCCAAUUGCUCAGUAAUCUUCAGUCCUCACUUGAAACCUCUCAAUUCCAGCUCUUUUUACCUGACAAGCAGAAAGAGGUUGAUGUGUUUAUUUGGGCAGGUUGUGGGAUAACAGUGAAGCAAAUCAAGCUUGCAUGGACUCUAAAUUCUUUGGCUGCUUCUCAGCAUGCCCUACUGGUCUCAAAUGGUGGUGCCAUCAAGUUAACUGUGCUUGCAGGCUCAGUUUUUAAUCAUCAUGACAGCAAGAAGGCUUGCCAUAUAUGCAUGUUAUUUGAGGCGAAGAGACCCAGAAAAUUGCUUGAGCUGAGUCCAUUCCACCAAGGUGUUAUAACAUUUCUAGAGACAACUAUUGAUGAUCCUGAUUGUGUUCUGAACCCUUCAUCAAGCUACUCAACUGCCACAUUGGAUGUAAAGCUUUGGGAGCAACCAGAUGUGUUCUAUGCAGUUUUAGCAAUGACUCCAAGCCUCCUUCACUUGCAAGAAGCAUUUGUAGCUUCUAUCUGA
Molecule: messenger RNA, 1086 nt
Organism: Coniophora puteana RWD-64-598 SS2
Lineage: Eukaryota; Fungi; Basidiomycota; Agaricomycetes; Boletales; Coniophoraceae
Exons: 5
Coding region: 1-1086 (361 amino acids)
Source: RefSeq, a predicted model, not a curated record